This is a messenger RNA of Notodromas monacha, 624 nucleotides long. Lineage: Eukaryota; Metazoa; Arthropoda; Ostracoda; Podocopida; Cyprididae. The record is from the annotation of a GenBank genome assembly.
AUGGGUGAGCUGUCGAAGCACGACCAAAUGACCGUGGCGCGUAUGCUGCUUGCGGUCAUGAACAGCGACUUUAUGCAACUGAUUCAAAUCGUGCAUCAAGCUGGUUGGAUUCCACCGGGCACAGACCAAGAUGCGCUAGCACGUGAAAUGCGUCGCACGGUCGGGCCAAUGGUGUCCAAACCCAUGCAUGAAUUGGACUUCGCGGGCAUUUUGAUUCAAGUGAUGGAUAUUGCACGACGCUUCCAUUUGGAAAUUCCACCACAGCUGAUGCUGCUGCUUAAAACCCUCGUGCAUGUUGAGGGUUUAGGGACUGACCUUUACCCAGAGCUGGACAUUUGGAGUUUGGCAAAGCCAAUCCUGACCGAUUGGAUCAAAGCGCAAAUGAAUCCACAAAAGAACCUAAAAGAGCUGGGACAAAAAAUUCCAGACUUACUUUUAGGGGCACAAGACUUCCCAACGCUGUUGGUCGAUAGCUUAAAUGGUCUCAAAAACCAAUCAGCUUGGCAUGCUAAACAGCUCAAUGAACUACAAAGCAUGCGCCUGCAAAUGGAACAUCAGCAAAAACGGAGUUGGAUUUUUGGUAGUCUCAUGGCCAUUUUGCUGUCGAUUGCCAUUAUCUCGCCG